Calypte anna (Anna's hummingbird) is the source of this 677-nucleotide messenger RNA. It is a transcript of the gene TXNDC17, whose product is annotated as thioredoxin domain containing 17. Gene Ontology annotation, cellular component: cytosol. Gene Ontology annotation, molecular function: protein-disulfide reductase [NAD(P)H] activity. The record is from RefSeq and is a predicted model, not a curated record. NCBI's taxonomy places the organism in Eukaryota, Metazoa, Chordata, Aves, Apodiformes, Trochilidae. Bases 116 to 484 code for a protein of 122 amino acids. The transcript is spliced from 4 exons.
CACUGUCCUGGCAACUGCCGCCGCAGAGGCUGCCGGGAAGCGGCGCGGAACUGCGGUGCCCGAGGCGGGCCAGGAACGGAUCCCGCCCCUUCCACCGCCGGCUCUUGCAGACGCCAUGGGUUGGGAGGAGAAGCAGGUCCGCGGGUACCUCGAGUUCAUGCAGACGGCGCAGCGCUACCAUGGCCGGCCCAUCUUCGCGCUCUUCUGCGGCGACAAGGAUGCCGAGGGCAGGAGCUGGUGCCCCGACUGCGUGACGGCUGAACCAGUUGUGAGGAAGGAACUUCAUAACAUGCCUGAUGACUCUGUAUUCAUCUACUGCCUAGUAGGAGACAGAACCUACUGGAAAGAUCCCAACAAUGAAUUCAGAAAGAAUCUGAAACUAACAGGAGUGCCUACACUACUGAAAUACGGAACACCUCAGAAGCUGGUUGAAGAAGAAUGUUUUAAAGCAGACCUUGUGCGUAUGUUGUUUACUGAAGACUAAAUCCUCCAGUAGUCAAUCAUUUAUAAAGAUUAUUUGCAGUAUCCUUUAGCCUUUUUUUAAACUUUGAUGGUUAAUUUCUUUUGACUAAGAUAAAUGUCCUUAAAUUCUAGGUCCAAACCUUCCACUAAAAUUCUGCAACUAAAAUAUGUAUCUUUCCUUCCAUGUUCAAAUAAACUGGAGUUUGCAAACAGUU